UUCCGCGGAGAAAAACCAGUUCCUGUGUACAGUUAUACACGUUAUAAACUAUCUGAAGUGAGACAUUCACGUUACAAAUAAACAGAAAAAGAAUAAGAUGAAUAAAUAACAGCUUAGGGCAAUGUUCAUGAUGUUCUUAAACGAAUAUCAAAUUUGAAAUGAAUAGCUCAAUUUUCAUUCCACCAUUUGAACCAAAGCGUUAGAAAUAAUUACCAGACCAAGAUCUUAUCUCUGACAAUGCGUCCAAAUUAGUGCGGUGCAAACAAUAUAAGAUGAAAAUUUGUUACUUUUAUAGAAGAAACAUGAUCUGAAUGUUCGAUUAGAUAAAAAUAGCAAGCAUAAAUAACAUGAUAAAACUAUAAAAACCAAGUGCACGUUUAUGAAAGUUUUAUCAAGUUCACGUUUUAUAAAACUAUUCUUUGGCUUAUUCGUGAAUCGAUCGAUGCUGAUUAUACUUUUAUAGACACUCUGUUAUCAACUAAAAACAAAAACCGGCGUGGCAACUACGCCACUAUAGACAGAAAACAAUAACAACUGCAUACUCUACAACCACCGACAAAGAGGGGUGUGAGUUCCCUUAUCGGUGCCGGUUUCUCAGAAAGCUUACGGCGUCGCUUUUCUAUCAGUUAUGCACCCAUCAUCACAAUCGAGAGGAUCAUUUCGAAUUAAAACAAUGAUCGCGCCAGUUGUACUGGCAAUCAUCUCCGCGAUCCCACUUCUACUAGCUCAUUCCAAUAACGCUCUGUACCAGUGUGGAAUUCGCAAACGUUUCGGUGUUCAGCUGGUCCACCACGGAUGGAUAGCAGAGUUGGGACAAUGGCCUUGGCAUGUGGGCCUUUUCCAUCGCAAUUCCGCUGGCAGCGGGUACCGAUGUGGUGGGACUUUGGUGGACGAACGUCACGUGCUAACCUCGGCACACUGUGUCGUUCGAUCCAACGGGUAUCCGAUGAAACCGGUUGAACUGUCGGUGCAUAUUGGGCUGCAUGAUCUACGGGAACUACCGGAGCAUGUCCAAGUGAUGAAUGUCAGUGUGGUGCACGUGCAUCCUGAGUUCGAACUCAAUCGGAAUGAUAUUGCUUUGCUGGUACUGAGUUCGGAGGUGAAAUAUUCCGAUUACGUGAUUCCGAUAUGUUUGGAUGCAGGGGCUGGUGAUGACGUGAGAACGCUGGAAGGGAAUCGAGGUUGGGUCACCGGAUGGGGACAGUUGGAAAAUGGAACACUUCCUCGUUUGCUGCGUACGGCACAGAUGCCGGUGGUGAGUCAUCUGCAGUGUGUCGAGGCUGAUCCGGUGUUGUUUGGGCGAUUCUUGAACCAAGGGGUGUUUUGUGCCGGUGAUCGGAAUGGUACAAGUGUCUGCAAAGGGGACAGUGGAGGUGGAAUGUACUUCAGCGAAGGGGAUCGAUUCGUGCUGAAGGGGAUCGUUUCCUUUUCCGGAAUGGACGAAAAUAGUAGAUGCGACACUUCGAAGUUUAUUGUAUUCGCCAAUGUUGGUUACUAUCUUCCGUGGAUUAAAAACUUGACCCGAACGGAUGGUGAAAUUGUGAAACCAGUUGAGAAACGUAUCAGUGAAAGUGAAUGCGACAGGUACAAGAGCAUUGCGAAAAAGCGAGGUAAUGGGAUUUGUUACAACUCAAGAAGUCCUCAUUCGGUAACUAUCAUUUACGAAGGAUCAUUGACUGCUUGUUCCGGGAUCCUCGUAAGUGAAGAUUAUGUUCUGUUUCCGUGUCAUUGCCGUAGCGCUAGUUUCAAACCGGAGAAAGUUCGUAUAGGAUUCGCAGAAUACUUGAUCCAGAACGUAACUUGCCAUCCUAAGUAUAAAAACAGAAUGGCUUAUAAUGAUCUUGCACUGAUCAAACUGGCCGAUACAAUUCGAUUUUCCCCCGCAAUUCUUCCGGCUUGUUUGGCCAAUAAUUGGACGGAGAAUCUGUACGAAACGUUACUAGUAACGGGACACGUCGGUGCUUAUGACAGACAAGAACCGAUCGAAAGCAUAGAGAACCGAGUGGUCGCCAAAGGGAACUGCAACCAAAUGGAACGUUUCUGGAAAGUCAGCGAUGGAGUAUCGGAUGGGGAAAUAUGUGUGCUCAAUACCGAUCCGGAACGAACGGAGAGUGUGCGGCUUCCUGGAGCAGCCCUGCAAACGAUGAGUACCCGCACCUGCAUGUUUAACCUGUUGGGUGUGCAAAUAGCUACUUCUACGGAAAUCUUAACCAGAACGGAGCCACUGGAUUUGUACGCUCGGGUGUCACAUCAUUUGGAUUGGUUGGAAAAGGUUAUCUGGGGAGAGAAAACACCGGAUGCGGGGGAGAAGGAUUUGACCGAAAUUCCUGCGGUCACUAUGGCUCCAUUAGAGGAUCCAGUAAGCACGACGGUUGGAAGCAUCUCAACAUUCACUACUGAGUCCAAGGCAUCAACUGAACGAUUGUUCACGAAUCGAGAAUUCGUCUUUCCAGACCAUCCUUUUCUGAACCUUAACACAACGUAGAGUUAGUUAAGUUGAUCGUGCGAGUAUUCUUUUGCAGUUUGUGUUGAAUACUAGUUAUGGUGGUACUGAUAAAUAAGGUGUAACAGACUUGGUAAAAGCUCUGUAUUUACUUUCCAUUUCCUGUCGGUGGCCUUAUUCGAUAUUUUAAGGAAUGUCCCCGGCUGUGAAGGAGACAUUUCUUUCGUUUCGAUAUAGGAGCCCCGCUUCAAAUUUUUCGACCUGAUAUCACCCGAUUUUUUUUUAACGGGAACAACAUCCAUUGUACUGAAUGAGAUAACUAAAUUUUGGCACUACCUCAAUGGGAAUAUGUGCAAUAAUUUUGUUACUAAUUCCGUAGAAUUGCUAUAAAUAACUAUUUAUAUAUUUUUUUUACAUAUAUCUACAAACCGCGCGGCGAGCGAAAAUAUUAUUGCUUUGUUGUACCCGUCCAUAGCUGGCAUGUAGGAUUUUUUCAACAUUCGUGCACACGUUCUUGUCGCUACCAAAAGUCAAAUACGCUGCUUCCAUGUCAGCACUUGGUUCGUGGUAUUGCGCAGGAUUUCAAAGCGGAUUUAGCUCUUGGCAAUGGUCCUCCAAGAAGCUAGCGAGGCCUAUCUGUUUGGUUUGUUCAAAGACACUAAUUAAUGCACCAUUCACGACAAAUGACUGACCAUCACGCAGAAAGACAUUGACUGGCUCACCGGAUCCGCAAUAAACGUGCCGAAAACAAAUGGCCGCCAGGGUCGGCGAUUAACUUUCAGCCCCAGUGGGUAGUAAGAUAAGCAUAGGGUGGCAUUUUAAUAUUUUUUUCCGUAGUCGUUUUAUUCGAUAUCAUAGCAAAUUCCAAAUGCACGUACCUUCCGCCUAACACUGCUCAUAAGGUCUUGUUGAAGGUUUGGGCCGGCUUGUAUUAAGUGGAGAUCGAUUUUUUCCUUUUGAUUUCACAACCUUGUGAUGCUUCUGGAUGACCUGCACUGUGAUGGCCCAUUAUUUUUUAAUUGGCAGUAAUUCCGGUGUGUUUGAGGGAUUAAGAUCAUUUGGCAUGAAGUUAGUCUUCUUUGCCUUGCACCACUCCAGAAUAUCUUUCGAGUAAUGACACGAGAUUAUAUUCGGCCGAGAAAGCGUAGAACUAUCGUGAGAUCUCAGAAGUGGAAGUAGACUCGUUUGAAGGCAUUUUUUCAAGUACAUCUACACAUUGAUCCUUCCGGUUAUCAAGAACGGGGCUCAAAAUAAUCAACAAAUAAAAACCAAUCAGUGCUUUCUCUACGUCAGAUGGCAUUAAUUUUGGGUUGACUACCAAGAAUUGCCAUAGAUUAACUUCGCAACUUUUUCAAAACAAUUUAAAUCUAAAACUACUUUAACAUAACUCAAUUUCCUCGCUCAUUAAAAUCUGCAACUAACACCCGCCUUUCAGUAUGCGCAGCUCCAGUUCAGUCCGCCCGUGGUUUAGAUAUACCUACAGAAGUACGUUGUCAGAUACCUUAGUGAUAAACAACGCAUCACGUAUAUCCGAAAUGUGAAACGUGUGAGCCUAUAGGUGUAUUACCCUAUGUGCCUACAAACCGCCGAGAACAUUUUGGAAUGCAACUUCCAAAUAAGUUAUUUUAUCCCAACGCAAAUUUACAAGUCGCACGUUGCAGUGUUCAAGUCAAUCCAUAGCCCAAGUGGUACCAGCAUCCGAAAAAUUCGUACACAGUUUAACCGUAUGCGGGCUAAUGCCACCGCUCAUUGUACCGUCCGGACAUUAUAGUCACGAUGUUGCCCGCUUGGCAUGCGCACAACUAAUGAUUGAAACGGACACGCGGUAUCUCUAUUUAUAACCUCACCGCGUUUGAUUGAGUCACUAAGGUGCUUCCGAUUGACGGCUCUGCCCGGAAUAUACUGUCUCAUGAAAAAUCUCUGCUCACGUCAGCCGUUGGUCACGUCACAUUCCUUGCUGUUGAAGGUCGUUUUGUUGGGUACAGAUGGUGAAGUUAUCUCUAGAGUGUCGGUGAUAUGCACUCAGUGCGAGUGAAUACUGGACAACUAACCACAGAGAAACUAUCGUGUUUAAUUUACGUUGUACAAAAUAUAUUUAAACGGUUCGCUCACAAAACAGGGAAUUUGAAAAGAAACAUGCCCCCACAAUCAAUAAUCAAAGCAAAGCCUUGAUACUACAUUGCGUUGCGGCACUGGAGCUACUGUUUCAACUGACUUUGCAGCCGAUUCUCAGUGUACUUAAACACACGUGCACUGAAGUAGGGCUUUUGAAACAAAACUCAAUAUUAUUCAGAAGUCACAUUCAACAGUAGAAGGUCUAACCGGUUUCUUAUGCAAUCCAACUCAUUGGCGUCGAACGCGCCCUCCGAUUCCUUCAUUUCUGUUGUAAUUCUCUUGGCUCGUUUAAAAAUGAGUUUUUUUUCAUAGGUAAGAUCCCCCAUACGCUCAAAUGGAUGUUGAAAUAAAAUCGAUUCCUCGGCUUGAAAUUAUAUCUAUGGUCCUCAUUCAUGCCCCUUGUGGGUUUCUUCCGUGUCGAAUAAAAAAAGCGCUCACACAACGAAAUUCGACUGUGACCGAAAUAUCAAAGAUUCACCUUAAUAAAUCCUUCUUGGUAAUCAGUGUAAAACAAAUAGAUUACAUUACUAGCGACGAUCCUUUUUCGAAGGCAUAUCGCCUGUAAGUACCUACAGUUGAAGUUGAGAUCGAUGGCGUGGUCAGCGAGAAGAGUUUGGUUUGCGCGAUUCUGCUGAAGCAUGGGGGUGGCUCGUUUAAGAACCCUAUAAUUUAGCCAGUGUAGAAUGUAAACGAUUAUAUUCAACAACAUUCACAGCAAACGGAAGUGGUGAUGCUCUGUAUGCGGAGAAAUUUGGAGUUAGAAACGUAGAAUAUCAUGGUAAAAUAUGUUAAUCACAUUAAACUUUUGAACAUCCUAAAUCGAUCGUGUUUCACAAGAAUAAUUCCAUAUUUUAAAAUAGCGUGGGAUCUAAAAGACCCCGUAGCCUCUGGCCCUAGCCUAGUGUAUCCAUUCAUAAAGCUGAUACCUCCUUGGGAGGAGAAAUCCUCUCCAAUAGCGACUAAGGAAGCAGCAGUGGACGAUAUGAUGCACUUGAACCAAUUUCACCCAAAAUUUCAACAGAAAAUACAGUGAUAGCAAUUUGGGUGCGAGAUACGUGCGUGACAGUUUUCAAAUUAUAAGUCUCCUCGAAGUUUUGAGUGAGUAAUUACUCACACGGAUCAAUACAACCCUCGUCAUCCGCCGGCCCUGAUGGCCCUCUUCAGGAACCAUGUAAGAGUUAGAACUAAAAUUUUAUGCUACUCGUACUCAGGGAUGCCAUUGUGGCAGAUUUAUCACAGCUAGAGUUUUAUGCAACUUCCAGAUAAAAAGGCAAACCGCUCAUUCUGCCAGAUUUUUAAAUUAUAGAAGCUGUUCCACACAAAUUUUAGAAAUUGGGGUCAUAUUCUCCUAAAUUUUAAAAAUAUCUAUUGAUGCACGUUCUAUGAAGACCAAAAACAUUUUUACUUGAAAUGGAAGAUUUUCUUUGAAAAAUAGUGGCAACCCUGCUCGUACUCGCUUCGUGAUGUGACGGCUAUCACGUAACACGAAAUUUCACCAAACUUUGUUUUCUGGUAGGAAUACUGGUUCUCUACAGUGUGAUUUUUCCAUUCGCAAACUUGCACCUUGUGUCAAUGCGAAAUGGGUUAUUCGUUUCCGAACCUUCGAUCGGAGCUGUGUCACCGCAAAUGAUAAGUAUCCGAUACAAGUGAUAUUAUUUCAUAGUCACUUCUCGUCGAAGAAGAUUACAGGAUUUAUAUUCCGGCUCGGGACGUAGGAAUAAAGGGGGCAGUAUCCGAGACAGGUCUCGCUCAUCAUGAUCUACUGAGGGAUGGGAGUACUGGACUAUUAAAAAUAUCUGACUCCGCGAACCAGAUUAUCGCUGCUUCCAAUGUUACUAAUCCCCUUAAACUUCUACCUUCUGCUAACUGUUCACCCUAUAGUGAGAACAUUUUAGAAGCAGUUGACUGCUAAAUGGCCCCUCCUCGCUGCGAUCGUAUCCUUCGAUGGCUGAUUCGUCGAACGAAGUCGAAGGGAUUUGAUCACUGUUUUACAGUCAGUGGAACUGCAAAAGAAUCAUCCCUAAAAUCAGUUCUUUAAAAAAAAAUUAUAUUUUGUAAUGUGACCCAUUUACAUUGUAUGAAACAUGGUUUAGUGCAACAAUAGACCGCAACUUCUUCGAUUUUUAUAUCACUCGGUUGGGUUGAGAAGAUUUCUAUGGAGUAGUACUUUUGAGGAUCAAAAAGUGCUAUUCUUGCAAUUAAAUAACCUCACCUCGACACAAGGCAUUGAAGUCAUCUCUUGUCUAGUUAAAAUCAAUGGCAAAUAGCUUUAUAUUGCUUCUAUCUAUAUUGCUCCAAGAGUCUCGGUAGGGCACCGAACGCUUCGUAAUAUCACGGAAUACCUGCUGACAUCGCAAGUAGUUCUACGAGACUUCAAGUCCCACGGUACGGUGAGGGGAUGUCUUCACGAUGAAUACAGUUCAACAUCAAUCCAAGAUCUUUGCGAAAAUUUCAACGUAACCAUCUUAAUCAGGGGAGAAAUCACACGGACAUCGCUACAGUUCGAUUGCACGUGGAAGGUAAUCUCUGAUACCCACGAUAGCAAUCACCAGCCAAUCAUAAUUUGAAGACCAUCGGAAUUAAUCAAUGCCUCGUAUGGCCUCACACGAAACAUCGAUUGGAAGAACUACGCGACAGUGACAUCCGACAAAAACAAAACAAGAGCUACCUCCGCAACUAUUGGCGGCAGUUCGUUGACGGGUUAACAAAAGAAACAUCAAUGAGGAGUACCGCACAGUGAGGCAGGAACCUCUACCGCUCUAGGUAUGUAUACUGGAGGAUGAAUGUCUUCAUUUUUUCGAGAUAUUUUUUUAAAUGUCAUUUGUUAUAAAAUAAAAGUAUCUUUGGUGUAUGCAUCAAAAACGUCAAUACUAUAUUUAAAUUGUAUUGACUGAAGAAAGAUUUUUGAUGGGACGCUUCUGUCACAAGAUACAACUGAUCUGGAUCAGCUUCUACUAAUCUAGAUCAAAACCAAAAUACUUCGCUGAAGACAAUAAUUUUCCAGUACACUGCCCCACUGUGUACCGCCCGACGAGUGCAAAACCGAUCUACCGCACCGCGGUUUAAAAAUCUGCUAGAAUCCGCCAACAAACGCUUGUUGAAUUUAUUAACUUUCCUGAAAAUAACAUUGUCCCACACGAUUGGAGACAAGUCAGCAUCAUCGCCAUCCAAAAACCAGAAAAACCAGCCUCCGACCAUAACUCUUAUCAACCGAUUGCAAUGCUGUCCUGUACACGGAAGAUAGCAUAGCAUAGCAAAAACGCCCGCACUCAUCAUGGGUGGCUGAUACGGGCAGAUCUUUUUCUAAAAUAGUAUAGUUCGCUGCACGC
Molecule: messenger RNA, 7887 nt
Organism: Topomyia yanbarensis
Lineage: Eukaryota; Metazoa; Arthropoda; Insecta; Diptera; Culicidae
Product: polyserase-2-like
Exons: 6
Coding region: 629-2485 (618 amino acids)
Biological process (GO): proteolysis
Molecular function (GO): serine-type endopeptidase activity
Source: RefSeq, a predicted model, not a curated record